AUGGCGUCGAUAGCCCCAAGGCACGACCAUAGCGGUAUGGGGGGGAGUAUGAUAAUGGCACCUGGAGUGCCCGAUCUGUUUUAUAUGCAGCAGAUAUUCUGGGCCUUUGUCGGGACUGCGAUUGGCGUCGCGACGAUAGCGAAUAUUCUCAACAGGAUCCUAUGCCACCACCGAAUUAUAUCCUCGAGGAACAAGGGCUCACCUACUCCAGCGAAGCCACGCUCGUUCUUCUUCCAGGCACAUGCCACAACCUCAGCCGUGAUCCGGGAGUUCAGCUACUAUUCUACACCAAUAUCCUUCCGGAAUAUUCACAUUUAUCUUCCUCCUGUGGGCCCCACUCUAGUGAUGGUGUUCUACGUCGUGUUGAUAACGGUGUGUGUCUUUUACCGGCUCAAUACGAAGGAUCUCCUCGAGUUUGAAGACAUUGGCUACAGAUCUGGAUUUAUCGCCGUGGCACAAUUACCGCUCAUCGUUCUGCUUUCCGGAAAACGCAAUAUCAUCGGUUUCCUAAGUGGCAUGGGAUACGAACGCCUAAGCUGGUUUCAUCGGUGGACAGCGAGGUGUCUCCUUUUCACGGUUCUUAUCCACAUGGGGUACUGGCUCACCGUAUGGGAUAAAUAUGACUACAUCCUGGUGAAGAUCAAAGAGGACCCUCUCACGCAGAGGGGAAUAGCAGCAGGGUCGGUCUUGGCCUGGCUGGUUAUAUCAUCAUUGGCGCCAAUUCGAGGACUAUCAUACGAAAUCUUUGUUAUCCAGCAUGUCAUCUCCUGGAUCGGUUUCGUGGUUGCCCUCUGGUUCCAUAUUCCUGACGAGAACAGGGUCUGGGUCUGGCUUCCCCUUGGCAUUUGGGCAUUUGAUCGAUUUGUUCGCGCUGUCUGUAUGAUAUAUGCGAACUUCUCGAUAUUCCACAAGAAAUCCACUGGCUUCUUGGGCUGCAAGGCCACCUUCGAGCCCCUCGAUGAAUCACAUACCCGGAUCACCAUUGCCAAUCCACCGGUUACAUGGAAGGCCGGUCAGCAUAUGUUCUUGACCUGUCACGUUGUUGCGCCACUCUCAUCUCACCCUUUCACCAUUGCAAGCAUACCAGAGGACGAGAAACUAGAAUUCAUCGUGCGUGCAAAGAGGGGCGCGACUCGGAGGUUCUUCAAAUAUGCCGAGAAGGUCUAUCCGAGCCUCCCAUCCUCGACGAAUCCGAAGGGGAGAUCAGUUUUAAUCGACGGACCUUAUUCAACGAUUCGACCUCUGAGGCAGUUUGAUAGUCUGGUUUUCGUGGCCGGAUCUACAGGAGCAGCCUUUACAGUCCCUCUGAUGCGAGACGUUGUGCAGCAAUGGAUAGGAACAACCCCAGAAACCUCUCAGCGCUUGGGGCUUUCUCCACCGGCAGGAGCCGUGACUCGCCAUAUCCGAUUUAUCUGGGUGGUGAAGAGGAAAUCAUCCGUCGGUUGGUUCGGCCAACAACUGGAUAAGGUUGUCCAUGAUGUGGAGACAUUGAGAAACGAGGGCGUGGAUGUCGCUGUCGAAAUCAGCAUCUAUGUCACAUGCGACGAUCUGUUAACAAGUGGAAAGUCGUCCAUCACGGGCGACAGGCGCGACUCAUCUCGAGGCCAAAUAGCCCAGAGGUCGGGCAGCGAGAGCCCUUCGGAUGAGCAGAAGAAGGAUUUCUCUACGAGUACCGAAGAAGUUACAUCACAAUCAUCCGCCUCAUCUAGCAAAGGGUGCUGCUGCACCCGCGUCAUCACCGACGAGGACGCCAUCACCAGCCCAUGCAACUGCGCCAGCAGAAGAAAGCAAGAAGCAUCCUCCAGCACGACAACCUCCGAGAAACCCAAAACCAUCGUGGACCCACGAAUCGCCCUACUAGCAGGCCGUCCGCACGUUCGCAACAUCAUCCGUAAGACUGCCGAGCUAGCCCUCGGAGAGGUGGCAGUUGUAGUUUGCGGACCGCCUGGGUUGGUGCAGUGCACGAGAAAUGCGGCGGCGGCUAUUAGUGACGAUAGGGCUGUGCAUAAGGGGACUGGAGCCCAGGGCAUUUAUGUACAUGCUGAGACAUUUGGGUAUGCGUAG
Venustampulla echinocandica is the source of this 2064-nucleotide messenger RNA. Its product is annotated as Metalloreductase. The record is from RefSeq and is a predicted model, not a curated record. The transcript has a single exon. NCBI's taxonomy places the organism in Eukaryota, Fungi, Ascomycota, Leotiomycetes, Helotiales, Pleuroascaceae. Gene Ontology annotation, molecular function: ferric-chelate reductase activity. Gene Ontology annotation, biological process: intracellular iron ion homeostasis; copper ion import; iron ion transport. Bases 1 to 2064 code for a protein of 687 amino acids. Gene Ontology annotation, cellular component: plasma membrane.